CGUGGGUUCUAGAAAGGGUUUGGGGCUGUUGACUUGGCAGCCACUCGUCUUUCACCUUCCCGGCGUGCCCCGCGGCUCAUGAGGCAAAUCCGGGAAGCUUCAAGUGACAGCGUGUCCCGUCGCGCUUGUGACCUGAGGUGUUAGGAUGGCGGCCCCGGCCCCUGUUCUCUGCCUCUUCGACGUCGACGGGACCCUCACCGCCCCGCGACAGAAAAUCACCAAAGAAAUGGAUGACUUUCUGCAAAAAUUGAGGCAGAAGAUAAAAAUUGGAGUAGUUGGAGGCUCAGACUUUGAGAAAGUACAGGAACAGCUGGGAGACAAUGUGCUUGAAAAAUAUGAUUACGUCUUUCCAGAAAAUGGUUUGGUAGCAUACAAAGAUGGCAAAUUUCUGUGUAAGCAGAAUAUUCAGGGUCAUCUGGGUGAAGACCUAAUCCAAGAUUUAAUCAACUAUUGUCUGAGUUACAUUGCCAAGAUUAAGCUGCCAAAGAAGAGGGGCACUUUCAUUGAAUUCCGAAAUGGGAUGUUAAAUGUGUCUCCUAUUGGAAGAAGCUGCAGCCAGGAAGAACGACUUGAAUUUUAUGAACUAGAUAAAAAAGAAAAUAUAAGGCAGAAAUUUGUGAGUGAUCUGCAGAAAACAUUUGAUGGAAAGGGGCUUACAUUUUCUAUAGGAGGCCAAAUAAGCUUUGAUGUAUUUCCUAAUGGAUGGGAUAAAAGGUACUGUCUGACACUUGUUGAAAAUGAUGGUUAUAAGAAAAUCUAUUUCUUUGGAGACAAAACCAUGCCAGGUGGGAAUGACUAUGAAAUCUACACAGAUUCCCGAACAGUAGGCUAUUCAGUGACCAGCCCAGAGGACACACAAAAAAUCUGUGAGGAGCUUUUCUUAUAGUCUUUUACUUCCUGACCUUAAGACUGAAAGAAACAAAGUCAUCUCAAAACUAGAGAAGAUAACAAGCCUCAGAAGACUAAUGCAUCACCAUUUCAAACUCAAGAAAUCCUCCUCUGCCCACCUCCAACAUUCACUUGGGCUUCGUAGCAUGUGUUGAAUUCCUGUGAGCAGUGGUCAGAAAAGAAAGAGAAACAUAUCUCUGCUCCUAAAUUAAAGUUAGAUCCCAUCUUUCAUCUUUUUAUCUGGAAAAACUGAGGAAACAGAAUAGUUCUGAUAUGUGGGUCCUAAUGCAACAGUUGACUCAAAGGAACAUCUAAGACAGUCUUUUCCCAUUUUCCAGAGCAAAACUAAGAUGCGUAAUUACAGUGUACAUUUGUCUCUUUGGAGAACUUCUUAUAAUGGAAAAGGAAAGGUGACAGUUUAGCUACAAGGUACAAAUUGACCCAGUAGGGCUCCUGUGACAGAACGGUUUUACAAACCCUUCCCAAAUUUAAAGUUGUGCACAUAAUUGGACCUCUAAAACAGCAGCAUAGUAUGGGAGACUGUUAGCUAAUGUUUCUUACGUGAAAAAUUGUGCAGUUCAAAACUUCAACCCACCACUCACUGAACGGAAGCUGCUCCUACUGACUUUGGGAAUUUUAUUAAGGCUCCUUGCUUUGCAAAAACUCCAUUAUUCAGGUUGAAUGACUUGUGUCCUCUUCUUAACCUCCAUUCCUUUCUGUGAAGCUGAUUUCAUAUGACCAGUCAGAUAAAUGGCUAGAUGACAGCCAGUAGAAAACCCGUCCCUCAGCCCGGCACUGCUGGAAACUCUGGAAUUGACUUCUAUUUGAACAGCACAGCUAGUUGGCCUGCUGUAUCACAAUAACAUCUGUCACUCACUGCCUUUGAUGGGAGAGAAUGGAGAACAUCUUGCUAGCAAGUGGUUGCUGAGGCCAGAAUAGCCUUCUUCUAGGAGCCUGCCCUCAUGGGCGCCUCAGUUUACAAAAUCCAAGCUGGUCUCUUGAACAAAACGGUUCUAGAAUUCUCCCCAGCCUUCAAUAACCUUGUUAUUCUUAGUUAGGCUGGCUGAGAAAUGCUUCUACCUCCUAGCUACUUUAAAAGGUAACCAAAAAAAAAAAGGCUAACUGACCAAUUAGCAAUGUGAAGUUUCUCAUCUUUUCUACUGUUAUUUAUUAGUCAAAGAUGCUAUCUACUAUUGAUAAACUCUCACAUAGGAUUGAAUACUUGCUUUAGAAGGAAUGGGAGCAUCUGUGGUUUCACUUAUUUUCAUUAACUGCUUCAGGACUUCCUUAUUUGAAUCUAAUGAAAAAUGGGACAAAAUCAGAAACCCCUUCAUCCGUAUUAUAACAUACUCCUAGUGAAUAACAAUUUUCCAGGAAAAAUGUACUGAUCUUUCCAAUGAGAUGGUUUAAAUGCCCUUUUAAAAAAAAAUCUUAAUAAAAGAAUAACACCUCAGGCACUUCCUCUCUUUGCUGCUGAUAGAGUUGAAGGAUAGGUAACCAUAACAGCAGCACUAGCACCAGCAGUCUACUGCCAGGACUUUGUACCAAUUAGAUUUCCUAUUGCCUCGCUUCCUCUCUAGUGCCAGCACUGGCAAAACUAAUUAAUAUCGAUGUGGCCCAUAGCAUGCAAGCAAGUACCAGGGAAGGGAAGACUAAGCCCUGCCUAGCUCCUGCUAUCACACUCCUAAGCAUAGGUCUGGUGAAAAGAUUGGGGGUGGGUGGGACCCAUGAAUGUUCUCUGCUCCCACUCAAAGUGUUGUACAUGGCAUUUCUGAUUAGUAAGUAACAGUCAGAAAAUGGGACCAAUGAAAAUCUUGUUUUCUUUAACACUGCAAAUGACAUGAUGAUGUACAAAAAGAUUUCUUUUCCAAAUCAAUAAAAUUUUACAGUUUUUAGCAAAAGCA
This is a messenger RNA of Phascolarctos cinereus (koala), 2792 nucleotides long. RefSeq names its product phosphomannomutase 2 (gene PMM2). Lineage: Eukaryota; Metazoa; Chordata; Mammalia; Diprotodontia; Phascolarctidae. Gene Ontology annotation, biological process: mannose metabolic process; GDP-mannose biosynthetic process; protein N-linked glycosylation. Gene Ontology annotation, molecular function: phosphomannomutase activity. The record is from RefSeq and is a predicted model, not a curated record. Gene Ontology annotation, cellular component: cytosol.